Benincasa hispida (wax gourd) is the source of this 1827-nucleotide messenger RNA. RefSeq names its product pectate lyase-like. Gene Ontology annotation, molecular function: pectate lyase activity. Lineage: Eukaryota; Viridiplantae; Streptophyta; Magnoliopsida; Cucurbitales; Cucurbitaceae. The record is from RefSeq and is a predicted model, not a curated record.
UUAACAGCUUAGAAAAAUAAAAGAAGAAUAAAGAAACUGAGGCUUGGUUAACAUUAAUUUUGGUCUGGCAAGGUCUUGAAUAAACUUAGGUCGUUUACCUAUUUGGGGUUCUUUCUUAGACCUUGACCAGCCCAAAAAGCUUGCUUUCAGAAAGAACCUCCAAAAAAAAUUAAAAAAGGGUCCAUUUUUGCUUGGGUCUUCAUCAAGAAGAAGAAGAAGAAGAUGGCAGGUUGUUGUAGUAUUAAGGUUGUGAUGUUUUUGGUUUCAAUGGCUGUUCUUAUGCCAACUCUAAGAGCUGGCAUUGCUGAAUAUGAUGAUUAUUUGCUCCAAAAGGCUGAAGAAGCCAAACAAGCUGCUCUUGAAUCUUUCCAUCCUGAUCCCAUGAAUGUCACUGAUCAUUUCAACGAACAUGUUCAUUUGGCUUUGGAGGGAAUAGAGGGAAGCAAUAGCACUAGGAGGAGUCUGAAGAAAUAUAACGGUCCUUGCAUGGCAACAAACCCGAUUGACCGAUGCUGGCGUUGUGACCGAAAUUGGGCCAUGAACCGUAAGAAGCUUGUCUCUUGCGUGCUUGGUUUCGGCCGAAAAACCACCGGUGGCUUGAGAGGACGUUUCUAUGUUGUGACCGAUCCAUCGGAUAACGACGUUAUAAACCCUAGACGUGGAACCCUCCGACACGCCGCUAUUCAAAAGCGGCCACUAUGGAUCAUUUUUGGACGCAGCAUGAUCAUCAGGUUGUCCAAGGAGCUGUUGAUCACCAGCCACAAGACCAUUGAUGCUCGCGGUGCCAAUGUUCACAUUGCCUAUGGUGCUGGUCUUAGCAUUCAAUUUUCCCGGAAUGUGAUCAUCCACGGCCUUCACAUCCACCACGUCGUUUCAGCUCGCGGUGGCAUGAUCAGAGACUCCGCUGACCAUGUCGGCCUUCGAACCGUUAGUGACGGAGACGGUAUCUCCAUCUUUGGAUCAUCCAACAUCUGGCUCGAUCAUCUCUCUAUGUCUAAUUGCCAAGAUGGACUCAUCGACGCAAUCCAAGGCUCCACCGCAAUCACCAUCUCAAACUCUCAUUUCACUCAUCACAACGACGUGAUGUUGUUCGGUGCAAGUGAUUCUUAUCAAGGCGACUCAAUCAUGCAAGUGACCGUCGCGUUCAACCAUUUCGGAAAGGGAUUGGUGCAGAGAAUGCCAAGAUGCAGAUGGGGUUUCUUCCAUGUCGUCAACAACGAUUACACUCAUUGGCUCAUGUACGCCAUUGGCGGCAGUCAACAUCCCACCAUUAUCAGUCAAGGAAACCGUUUCAUCGCCCCACCAAACCCUGCUGCAAGACAGGUUACAAACAGAAACUAUGCAACGGAGAGUGUAUGGAGAACAUGGACAUGGAGAUCGGAAGGGGAUUUGAUGAUGAAUGGAGCAUACUUCAUUCAGUCUGGGAAUCCAAGCAAACGAAGGCCAUACAGCAGGUUCGAUAUGAUCAAGGCUAAGCCUGGCACCUUUGUUAGAAGGCUUACUCGCUUCUCUGGCUCACUCAACUGUUAUGUUGGUCGCCCAUGCUAAAUCCAACAACCAACCAAAUUUAAUUUUUAUUUCAAGCUUUAAUUUACAUUCGAUGUUCUGCAACAAAAAAAAACAUGGCGAAGAAUAAGAGAAAGAUAGAAGAUGAUAGAGGAUGAAGUAUUAUGAGAGCAGCAGCAAAAAUGGAAUCUUUGACAAAAAAGAUUAAAUAAAAACCAAAGAUCAGCAAAAGGGAAAGAACACAGAGAUUGAUGAUCGACAACUUGAAGAAGGCUUGAAGAAGGAAGUUCAUUUGUUUUUAAUUAUUAUUUUGUAUUGGAG